GUGGGCUCUGCGGCCGCCUCUCACUAGUCUCGUGCCCAGCAUCUCUCCUCCCCACGCACCGACAGCCCUGGGUCGCCGCGGGGCGGGGGAUGCCGGGCUGCCGCAUCAGCGCCUGCGGCCCAGGGGCCCAGGAGGGGACCGCAGAACCAGGGUCGCCCCCGCCGCCACCCCGGGAGCCCCUGCCGUCCCUCCAGCCCCCUUCCUCAUCGCCGACCUCGACUCCGACCUCCACUCAGUCACCGCAGUUACCCGAAGCGGCCGAGACACCCGUGGAGGGGCAGGAGCUGCAGCGCUGGCGCCAGGGUGCUAGUGGGGGGUCUGGGGGCGCGAGCCCGGCGGGGAUCGGGGGCGCAGGCGCGGCGGCAGGGGCAGGGGGCCGCGCGCUGGAGCUGGCCGAAGCCCGGCGGCGACUGCUGGAAGUGGAGGGCCGCCGGCGCCUAGUGUCGGAGCUGGAGAGCCGGGUGCUGCAGCUGCACCGAGUCUUUUUGGCUGCCGAGCUGCGCCUGGCGCAUCGCGCCGAGAGCCUGAGCCGCUUGAGUGGCGGCGUGGCCCAGGCCGAGCUCUACCUGGCAGCGCACGGGUCGCGUCUCAAGAAGGGUGCGCGCCGCGGUCGCCGGGGUCGUCCCCCUGCGCUGCUGGCGUCCGCCCUCGGCCUGGGGAGCUGCGUGCCCUGGGGCGCAGGGCGGCUGCGGCGCGGCCAGGGCCCGGAGCCCGACUCGCCCUUCCGCCGCAGCCCGCCCCGCGGCCCCGCCUCCCCCCAGCGCUGACCUCAGUACCCCGGACCCCUGGCCUCCCAAGACAGGCGGUCUCCAGGUGCGGGAGGACGGACGCACGGACGGAUGCAGGUGCUGGCUAGAUGGACGGCGUCAUCUACGCGGAGGAGACAGCGGGGGUCCAUGGGGGUCCUGAAAGUGACACUAAGGUGCCCUUGGAGGACAGAAGUGUUGGAGCCCCCAGAGCUCCUCAGGCCUCCACUCUAUGGGUCUGGACUGACUUCUGCAUUCCGCGCCUUCUCUGGAUACCCCGCCUCCAGGAAGACUUCCAGGACUGACUGUACCCAAUCUCAGCGCCCUCCUCUCAGGAGCCCUUACAGUGGCAAGAGACUGGGUCCUGGGAACUUGCUACACUCCGAAUUGCUUUCCAUACACUGUAUUUGACUUUGCUUAUACAGAGACCCGAGAUGCUCUCAGAUUAGCUGAGACUGCAGCCAACAUUGCUAGUGUGACCAAGAGGAGAAUUUCCUCUUAAAGAUAGACUCGUUCUUAAACAAGCCACAGUGUAGCUGAAGUCCGCAUCAUCACAAGUCACAGUGUAACCGGAGUCCCCAUCAUCAAGUCACAGUGUAGCUGAGGUCCCCAGGAUCCCUUCUCUGACCUGCAGCUCGAGAAGGCCUCUUUGAGGCAAAUCACUGCUGUAGGACACCCCCAUUUCUCCUUACCCACUGUCCUUGCCCUCCCCCUGUGAGUGAGGACAUGACUGUAGCUUCUUGCAGACAAUCGGCUGCUGCCUCCUAGGGGGACCCUUUUCUCAGGAUGAGGUGGUGGCAACAUCAAACUUCCAAAGUCGAGUUACACGCACAAAGGACAUCCACUUCUCCGUGUAUCCUGAUAGAGGGAAGGAGGCACAUUUACUCACACACCGCCCGGAACAUAGGCUUCUGUAAAGUGGCUGUUUAUCUACUCAGUUCCCAACCAUAUACGCGCAGGAAGAAUAAAGCUAAAUAACGA
Messenger RNA from Rattus norvegicus (Norway rat), 1727 nucleotides. RefSeq names its product TMF1-regulated nuclear protein 1 (gene Trnp1). Gene Ontology annotation, biological process: neural precursor cell proliferation; regulation of cell population proliferation; cerebellar cortex morphogenesis. Bases 90 to 767 code for a protein of 225 amino acids. The transcript has 3 exons. The record is from RefSeq and is marked validated. Lineage: Eukaryota; Metazoa; Chordata; Mammalia; Rodentia; Muridae. Gene Ontology annotation, cellular component: euchromatin; nucleus. Gene Ontology annotation, molecular function: DNA binding.